AUGUGGGCAUCUGGUGCUAGACGUGAUAAGAUACUUGCUCUGACAACAGACCAUCAACCCAGCAGCAAAAACAAGGCUGCUACUAUAAUGCAACUGCCGCUAAGACCUAAACCUAUAGUGCAUGCCAGCCCUACCAACCUGCCAGCUAUAAUCACAAAACCUAAAUUAACUAAUAUUAAUGACUUAUGGAGCCGAGAAUUGGAUUUUAAAGACUUCAGCGUUGUUUUUGAUUACUCUAAAGAAUAUGAAAAUUCAUUAAAUCAAUAUUUACAAACUUAUAACCUGUCAGAAUUGAAGUUAUCGUUUAAUUUUUACGGUAGUAAUGAGACAGCUUGUGCUGAUUUUUUGCUAUGUCAAGAAGUAAUAGAGCUGUCCCCAUUUUCAAAAAACAAAAAUAUUCAUGAAGAAGAUAUUGAUAUUUUCCAUGACUCCGACGAUGAUAAGGACAAAACAUAUAUUCCCGAGACUUCAGAUGCAGAUUCAGGCGAAGACGAAAUAUUCACCAAAAAAUCUAGGGAACGUAAAACACAUUCACCAUUAAUAUUACAUGACAUAACAAUGGAUAACUCAGCAAUUGAUGACAGAAUGACUUUGGGUACCAGUAUGAAUACAAUGUCGCAAAUAAUUAAAGAAAGCAAUUUUAUAAUGAAUGAUACUUCAACUUCAAUUAGUGUAAUGGACUCUAAUAUUUUAACACAAUUUAAUAUUCAAACAGAAAAUAGCACCGCACACUCGCAAGAUUUAAUAAAUGCUACUAUCACACCUCAUGAAUUAACAAAUACAGAAGAAAACAAAGGACUUACAAAAGAUGGUAGGCCUCGCAAAAGGCAAAAAUUCAAUGAAUCUGUAAAGGAAAGACAAGAAAAAAAGAAAAAGGUCAGAGAUGAGCAAAAUGAUUUGAAAGAUCCAUGCACUGAAAAAUGUAUGAAGAAAUGUGUAACUAAAUUCACACCUCAGGUACGCCAAGAUAUACACGACAGAUAUAUCGCUCUUGAUUACGAAUCACAAGGACUAUUUAUUAAAUGUUGUAUCGAUGUUAAGCCUGUAAUGCGCAGAUCCCAAGUUACAGAAGACUACAAAAGAAAAACAACAUAUAUUUAUAAUUUAAAAGGACCUGAUAACAUUAAAAAAGAAGUUUGUAAGACGUUUUUUCUUUCGACGUUGGGUUAUAAGCCUAACAAUGAUAGAAGGAUCACAACUGCUAUGAGUAAAGCUAUUGAUGAACAAAAAACGACUCGAGGAUCCUACAAAAGAACCAUAAUCGAUAGACAAGCUAUAAAAGAUCAUAUCAUGUCGUAUCACCCCGCUAUUUCACAUUAUAGACGAGAACAUGCACCCAAAAAAUUGUACCUUCCCAGUGAUAUCACUAUCACAAUGAUGCAUGAAAAUUUUUGCUCUACAAGGCCGGAUAUAAAAGUUUCUCAUGAAGUUAAUAGAAAAGUAGUAAGAAAUGACCUGAACAUUUCUUUUGCAAACCUUGGUAAUGAAGAAUGUGAACAAUGUGAAUAUUUUAAGCGUCACAAUCGAUUAGACCAUCAAGAAGAAUCUUGCGAGAUAUGCCAAAAUUAUAAUAUGCAACACAAGCCCAGAUACAUAGAGUCCCGCAAAGAAUACAACGAAGAUAGAGAGAAAGCAAAGAUUGACACAGAAGUAAUUUAUUAUUCCGUUGACCUUCAAAAAAUUAUUAUGUUGCCAAGAAUGGAUCAAUUCAAGACUGCGAUUUUUUGCCCGCGGUUAAUUGCUUUCAAUGAAAGCUUUGUACCACUAGGACCCGCAACUAAGGAUAACAAACCGUAUGCUGUGUUAUGGAACGAGAGUGUUGCCGGUCGUAGUCAAGAUGAUAUAAUUUCUACCUUCAAGGCAUUUUUGAACAUUAAAAGGGACCAAAAAAAUAUUGUACUCUGGCUCGAUAACUGUUCUGCGCAAAACAAAAACUGGUCACUUCUAUGUUUUAUGGUACAAAUAGUGAAUAGUACAGACAUUUUAGCUGAGAGUAUAACAUUAAAAUAUUUUGAACCGGGACAUACAUUUAUGUCCGCAGACAGUUUCCAUCACCAAGUGGAACAAUCCCUGACAAAAAAGGGAAAGGUUUAUGAUUUCGACGAUUUUGUUGAGUGUGUCGGCAACGCCAAUAAAAGGAAGAAUAUAGUAAAAGUAAUGAAUGUUGAUGACUUUAUCGCCUAUGAAGAUUUAUCUUCUCAGCACAAAUUGCGGAAAAAUAACCCACGCGUUUAUUUAACGAAUAUAAUGGCUGUGAGGGUUGAACGAGGCCUUUUCAAAUUAAAAUACAAAUUUAAUCAUGCUGAUCAAUACAAAUCAGAACCUUUAGAUUUUCUUCAAGUAAAAAUCAUGAAAAAUGAACAAUUCCCUGAAAUUCAAAGAAAAACUUUGCCAAGGGGUAUAGCUGAAGAACGCAAAGCAGCCAUUAUUGAAAAGUUAGUCCCGUUAAUGCCGGCAAACAGGAAACAGUUCUGGAUUAACGUACCAACAAAUGAGACUGUUAAAAAUCUUUUGGAAGAGGACUAG
This is a messenger RNA of Arctia plantaginis, 2526 nucleotides long. NCBI's taxonomy places the organism in Eukaryota, Metazoa, Arthropoda, Insecta, Lepidoptera, Erebidae. The record is from the annotation of a GenBank genome assembly.